AUGGCCGACGCCGCCGAUGAACCGACGCUGAAGGAGUUCCCGGAGUUCCCGGGCGAGCCGAUGAGCAAGAGUGAGUAUAAGAAACGGCUGAAACAGAGACAAAACGAAGAGAAGAAGGCGGCCAAGGACGCGGCCAAGGCGGAGGCGGAGGCGGCAAAGCCGAAGAAGGAGAAGAGCGAAGAGGACGACGAAGCGGAUUUGGACCCGACGCAGUACACGCAAAAUCGAAUUAAUAAGGUGCUUAGCGCGAAAGCGAAGGGAGAGUCGCCGUAUCCGCACAAGUAUCACGUCGAUACGCGCGUGGGGGAGUUUAUCGAAAAGUAUUCCGGGUUGGCGGAUGGGACGACGGCCGAGGGCGAGAGCGCGUCCGUGGCGGGACGCAUCAUGUCUAAACGGGCGAGCGGGAAGAAAUUGUACUUUUACGAUCUUAUUGCGGAUGGUAAGAAGAUUCAAGUGACCGCGGAUGAGGGUGCGGCAUCGGGAUAUGAUUUCCAAAAGAUUCACAGCGCGACGAGACGCGGGGACAUUGUCGGCGUCAAGGGUACGCCCGGGAAGACGAAACGUGGGGAGCUCUCGCUGUUCCCGUCUAAUUUUGAGAUCUUGACCCCGUGCUUGAAGAUGCUUCCCGGUUUUUCGGGGUUGAAGGAUGUCGAAACGCGCUUCCGCAUGCGCUUUUUGGAUUUGAUGAUGAACAACGAAGUUCGCGACACGUUUUACAUCCGAUCCAACAUCAUUCGAUACAUCCGCAAGUACUUGGAUGAUCGCGAUUUCCUUGAGGUUGAGACGCCGAUGAUGAAUAUGAUCGCCGGUGGUGCCACCGCGCGACCGUUCAUCACCCACCACAACGACUUGAACAUGACGCUCUACAUGCGCAUCGCGCCCGAGCUUUACCUCAAACAGCUCGUCGUCGGAGGUAUCGAGCGCGUGUACGAAAUCGGUCGUCAGUUCCGUAACGAAGGGAUCGAUAUGACGCAUAACCCUGAGUUUACCACUUGUGAGUUCUAUCAAGCGUACGCCGAUUACGAUGACUUGAUGCAAAUGACUGAAGAGAUGAUCUCCGGCAUGGUGUACGCCAUCAAGGGCUCGUACAAGAUUCAAUACCACGCCAAGGGCCCGGAUGAGGAUCCGAUUGAGAUUGAUUUCACGCCGCCGUUCCGCCGCAUCUCCAUGGUUAGCGGUCUCGAAGAAGCGCUCAACAUCAAGUUCCCAUCCACUGACUUCUCUACGCAAGAAAACGAAGAUUUCUUGAAGGAAUUAAUCAAGAAGUUGGGCGUCGAAAUGUCUCCACCGUACACCACGGCGCGUAUGCUCGAUGAGCUCGUCGGCGAAUACUUGGAGUCUCAACUCGUCAACCCGGGUUUCAUUUGCGACCAUCCGCAAAUUAUGUCCCCUUUGGCCAAGUAUCAUCGCAAUAUUCCCGGUAUGACCGAGCGUUUCGAGCUCUUCGUGAACACGAAGGAGCUUUGCAACGCGUACACCGAGUUGAACGAUCCUAUCGAUCAACGCGAGCGCUUUGACGAGCAAGCCAAGGCGAAAUCUAGCGGCGAUGACGAAGCGAUGCUUAUCGAUGAAGUGUUCGUGCAAUCUUUGGAGUACGGUUUGCCGCCCACCGGGGGCUGGGGCUUGGGCGUCGAUCGCCUCACGAUGCUUCUCGCGGACAAGAACAACAUCAAGGAGGUCUUGCUCUUCCCGGCGAUGAAACCGGAAGAAAACAUCCCGGCCGACGGGAUGAAGAAUCUGUCCGUGUAA
Messenger RNA from Ostreococcus lucimarinus CCE9901, 1749 nucleotides. RefSeq lists its product with no specific name. The transcript has 2 exons. The coding region runs from base 1 to 1749 and encodes 582 amino acids. Gene Ontology annotation, molecular function: ATP binding; lysine-tRNA ligase activity; tRNA binding. The record is from RefSeq and is a predicted model, not a curated record. Lineage: Eukaryota; Viridiplantae; Chlorophyta; Mamiellophyceae; Mamiellales; Bathycoccaceae. Gene Ontology annotation, cellular component: cytosol; cytoplasm. Gene Ontology annotation, biological process: lysyl-tRNA aminoacylation.